Messenger RNA from Thrips palmi, 2238 nucleotides. Its product is annotated as serine-rich adhesin for platelets-like. Bases 296 to 2092 code for a protein of 598 amino acids. Lineage: Eukaryota; Metazoa; Arthropoda; Insecta; Thysanoptera; Thripidae. The record is from RefSeq and is a predicted model, not a curated record. The transcript has 15 exons.
CAAGGCUUUAAUUGUUUCUCUCUGAGGCUUAAAUCGUAAUGCUUACGUUUUUAAUUUCCAAUUUUUUUAAAAACACGUACGGUUGUGUUUUUCUAUUGAUCCAAAUUAUGCGUAUUGGUCGUCAGCGUUUUCAGUCUGGAUUACGAGUUGCCGUUUGAAAAUCGGAAAAUUCUCGUUUCACUGGAACGUAAUUUCAUCCUUUCGGUCUCAAAGUCAAUUUUGAUGAGAACUGAACGAAUCGAAGUUUUUUAUAUCUAGAUUUAAGUGGAUUCUCUUGAACUUUACUUAACAUGCCAUGAAUCGACCAUGGGAAAUAAUGAUGAAUUUUCAGAAGAACCUUAAACCUGGCGCUGCUGGAGGUGGAGGGAAGACGACUACCCAAGUUCAAUUAAGUGCAGCUGCCCAACGAUUCCUACCAAGUACUACUGUUAUGCCAUCAAGAACUCACAAAGUUCGGAACAUUAUCAAUGAAUCAACUAGAAUUAUUGAGGAAAGUCGUCUUCCUGAAUUAAACAAUACAACUGCAAGUUUCUGUCAGAACUGUACAUGUGAUAACUGUUCGAACGCAUCCAUACUUAAUGGAACUCAACUGAACAAUCCCAAUAUCAACACUUUGUAUCUCGCAUUUGAAAAUUUUCUUCAAGCCCAAAAGCAACAGUUUGUCACAAUGAUUCAACAAAUAGCCAGUUUGGAUAGCUCUGCAAGCACUGACUUCUUUACUUCAAGCAGAUCAUGCAGUCAGCCAGCCCUUACUGAAUGUGAUUCCUCAGAAAAGACAAAGAGCAGGGUGGCUGUCUCUUCAAACGCUAAGAGUACUGAAAGGAAUGGAGCUACCACAGACACAAGAUUAGCCACAUCCAGUUCUGAAAUUCCAACAAGGGCUCUUGACAGAGUUGAUGAGAGUGAAUUGUCUGACUGCACAGUUACUGCAGCAGAGGAGUUCAUAGAAACCAAAAUGAAUUUAGAGGAAUGCAUCAAAGAUGAAACUUUGAAGAAUGAAGAUGAAAAGGACUCCAAGAACAAUCCUGGGAAUGAAAAUCAACACCUUGAAGGGAGUUGUGCUUGUGACUUUGAUAACUAUAUUGAUGAGUCCUUUAAGCCAGUGAGAAGAUCAUCUAUCUUGAAAAUGAGAGACAGCUUUGUGCUUCUUGAAAAUUUGGACACAGUCAAAGAACCGCUAUGUGAUGUAAUGCCCUUGAAACCAGAAACAACUGGGUCCAUUGAUAGAACUAUUCUUGUUGAAAAAUCAAAUUUUACUGCACCUUCAAACAGUAAGAACAAAAUGAAAUUAUUUGUGCCCCCUGUUGAUGCGACUUGCACAAGAUCAGGACGUGCUUUGAAAAAACCUCAACCAUAUUGGACUGCAGCUUCAAGAGUUGGUAUUAAAGAAGAGUUUUCUGUGGAUAUCAAAGAAGAGGCAAUAAAACCCAGAAGAGUAGGCCGAAAUGUCAGUAACAAAAUUAAACCCAAGCAAAAUGUUCAAAAAAAGAGUAAGAAAACUGUUACAAAAUCAGUUUUGUCUAAAGAAGAUAUUAGUUGUGAUGUGGACAGUAAGUCUGAACUACCAUCAACAUCUUCCAGAACCCAAAAGCAUAAUGUUGUUUCCUCAAGUUCUGAUGCUCUUGUGCCGACUGGAACUGGUGCCAAGCGAGGGAGAAAAAAGAAGUCAGCAACCAAUUCUGAAUCUACACAUGCCACAAGGGAUGCAUCAAAAAAUAUUUCUGCCAAAAGGAGAAAGAUAGAAAGUCAAAUAUCAGAGUCAUCCUCAAUGUACUCUGAUGACAAACAGAUCUCAAGUUCUGCAGCUAAACCACAAAACAUCAGGUCCAAGAGAAACACUCGAAGAGGCAUUCAAAAUGAAAAUACUGCUGUUGGCCCCGGUGACAUUAAGGACAUCAAUCAAACAGCGAAAGUAAAAAAUGAAAUUCUUAAAUCUAAUAGGGUGAAUCUCAGGAAACCAACUAGAAAGGGUGAAGACAAUGCUCUCCUUCAGUCGCAGAAUAGUGUUCGGUAUCCCUCACUAAGUGGAAAUUUAUCUUCUGCAUCAGAGCCUGAAUAUGAAUGCUACUUAGAUGACAAUCUUUCCGAUUAAGUUCAAUGAAAAUGCAAGAGAUUAUAUACAUUAUUUUUUAUUUUUUUCACAAAUGUAAAGUUUUCAAAUUAUGUUACACAUGUUAAUUUUUUUAUGUGUUACUGGCAAAGAUUUUAAUGAUAAAUGAAAAUUAUGUUAACCCAUCA